This is a messenger RNA of Drosophila eugracilis, 2149 nucleotides long. RefSeq lists its product as uncharacterized. NCBI's taxonomy places the organism in Eukaryota, Metazoa, Arthropoda, Insecta, Diptera, Drosophilidae. Gene Ontology annotation, molecular function: RNA polymerase II cis-regulatory region sequence-specific DNA binding; DNA-binding transcription factor activity, RNA polymerase II-specific. Gene Ontology annotation, biological process: regulation of transcription by RNA polymerase II. Gene Ontology annotation, cellular component: nucleus. The record is from RefSeq and is a predicted model, not a curated record. Bases 557 to 1402 code for a protein of 281 amino acids. The transcript is spliced from 4 exons.
UGAAUGUUUUGGCGUGCGGACGUUACGUAGCUCAGAUUUCUCGUGGCUCGAGAUUCAAGUGUUCAGAACGGAGUUUCGUCUUCGGGUGCGUGUGUAUUGGUGCCGUUUUAUCACGCUAUCUCAAUAACAGCGAUAACAGCAGCAGCAACAUUGGUCACUAAUUAAAUGCUGAAGUGUCUGUGUGUCAAUUGAAUCUGUACGACUUUUGAUUGAAUUAAAUUACAAAUAAUUACAAAAUACAAUAGCGAUCUGCAGUAAACGGUAAUUAAGCGAACCAGCGCGCUAAUUUAAACGAUUUGAUCGGGUGCCAAAAGAUAUUCUUUACACACACUCCUUUUUUUGGGAUAAUUAAAAGGACAGUGUUUGCUUGUCUGUUGGAGUGAGCGAGUGUGUGUCUGUGUGCAGUGGUUGUGGAGGAAUUUCUCAUUAAACCGGCGCUAAAAGGAUUACGAACCCGUUCAUCUUCAUCAUUCCCGCAGCGGACCAAAUAGCGUUCCUAUUCUUUGGACUCUUUCAGCGACCGGAAACUUAACCCCGAAAAACCGAUCUUGAAAUUAUGAUGUCGCAUCAAAUGCAGCAGACACGUCGCCGUUUGGGCUCCGUUAGCGAUUCGGCGCCACCAUCGGAAUCCAGUGAGGGCACAGGCUCCUCUUCGGAACCACGUGAUGAGUUGAUCCUACACCCAGAUUGGUCAGCCCAUUCCCAUUCGUCAGCACAGAGGAGCAGUGCCCAUGGAACCACAUCGCUAUACAAUGCCUCGGAUAUCGAUGCGGACACUAUCAGCACAGACACCACAAGCAACACAAAUCUUUCGGACUACGAGCGCAGUCAGGUGGAGAGCUUCUUUGGAGGAUUGGGCACGGAGAUUUUUGUCAGUGGGGCCUUGGCUAAUCUCUAUGAGGGAACCGGAAACGAUGGAGAUUGGCGUUUGGUAUUCACUGGCAUACCAGUGAUACUCCACGAUAAGGGCAACUCGAAGGCCAGAGCUAUACCCAGAGUUACUCUGGUACUGGCGGAGAGGGGUUCCUGCUUUGCCCUAUGGUCAGAUCGGAUUGAUAACCUAUCGAACUAUCGGAUUGCGGGUCCAUCGUUUCACACCAUGUGCCGGUCGAGCAAUCAUCAGCAGAUGAUUGGCUUCAGCUUCGAUUCCACAGAUGCAGCCCGUGAAUUGUGGCAGCAUGUGGAGCGUUUGGUUAGCAAUCCGGAGAAUGAGGCACUGACCGUUCCCGGAACCCGAAAGCAGAAGAAACAGAAGCGCGUUAAGCCGGCUCCGUUGCCACCGAAGUCACAGAUUUCCCAUCCGUGCCAGUUCCAUCAUGUGACCAGUGUGGUGAAGGAGGACAGUGAGCGAUACUACAGCAUGCAGGCCUUCGGUCCCCCGAAUCCCCAGCAGCAUCGUUGAGUAGGGUCGGGCGCGUGGAUCUGGAACACGAGCGCCCUUUGGUGGCAGAACUGAGCCUGCCUCAAAUCUAAAAACCCCACAACAAAAACAUCCAGCAAAAAAAACCCCUUAGUUAGUACGCCUAGUUAUAGAUACAUUUGUUAUAGCCCUAAGUUAUGCCAAUGUGUGAUCCGAGUACCGAACUCGGCCAACACAUUUAUCUGUGAUACGAUUUAGGCGUCUUUAAUUUAGAAGAGGUAACUAAAAGAAAAAAUUUGAUAAAUAACAUUUUUUAAAGAAACAGAAAAAAUAGUAAAUAAAAUGAGACAUUUUCUCAAGCUCUAAUAACAUAUUUAACGAUUAACGCUUGUCAAUAAGCGAGUUUUUUGUAAAACCUUUUCUAAUAUCACGCAUAGAAACAUAUACCCGUAAUGCAUAAUUAUAUAUUCGUACCAUAUAGUCCUGAUAUCUAUCGAGUAAUCUGUAUGUCCACAUUUGCAGGCUCUGCGAAUAAUUUUUGAUACCUAUAAAGCUUGUUUUCUAAUCGGAUUAAUGACUAAGCCCAGACAAGACGAAACAAAAACUGUUUUUGAAAUCUAUGUAUCAUAUUAUAUACAUGAAUAUAUAUGCUAUAUUAAACCUAUCUAUAUAUUAUAUGUAGCUCUAAGCAUUACAUCAUAGCCACUUGUCUGUAUAUCUCUGAACUUCAUAUUUUGCCUGUGCAAAACAAUCGCGAGAAUCAAAUAAAGCUGACAGAAAAAAACAAAA